AUGAUAUAUCUUAAAGGAGGAAAUAAAAUUAUAAGUAUAAAUGAAGAUGAUAUAAAUGACGAGAAUUAUAUUAUAAUAAAAAGUAUUCUUAAAGAUGAGAAGAUUUGUAUGAAUGGUUGGAUUCAAAUAAGUUUUAUUUUAUAUGAAAAGAAUUAUUAUAAAUUAUUUUUAGACUUGAUAAAAGAAGGAGAUAUAUAUUUUGAGGAUUAUAAUAAUAAGAUAUUUAAUAUAUUAUUGUUAGUAUAUAAUUCAGAAAAAUUAAUAAAUGUAAAAAAUGAGAAUAAAGAAGAUGAAUUAAAAAUAAAAUUAGAAAAUUUACUAAAUCAAAUUGAGAAGAAAAUAAAAGAGAAAAAUGAGAUUGAUAAUGAAAAUAAAGAUAUAAAUAAAUCAUUGAAUAGUUCAGAAUAUGAUAAUAAAAAUUAUUAUAAUAAAUAUGAUUAUUUAUCAUAUCUUAUGAUUAAAGGAAUAUAUAAUAUUAAUAUGUAUUUAUAUUUAUUAAAUAAAUAUGAUAAUAAAUGUGGUACUAAUAAUUUUAUAUCUUCUUCAUCAGUUAUAAAAAAGAAAAUAGAUGCUUCAAUAAAUGCAAAUGAAAAUGUUAUUAUAAAUAAUAAUGAAUUUACGAAUCCUUUAAAUUAUUUAAUUGAUAGUAUAAAUAUUUUUAUUUUAUUAUUGAAAAAAAAUAAUUUUGAUUUUAUAUCUUCUAUAUAUUUAUCUUUCGCCUUAUGUUUAAUAUAUAAAUUAGAAGCUUGUAUUCAAUUUUCAUCAUUUGUAUUGAUACGAAUUAUCCAUUUCCAAAAUUUUUUGAACUUAUUAUUAGAAGAUUAUAAAAUUAAAUAUGUUGAUAAAUAUAACAAUGGAGAUAAUACAAAUAUAAGAAAUAAUAAUGUAGAAGAUGUGAAAGAUGUAAAGGAUGAGAAAAAAAAAACAGUAAAAAAAAAAAAAUUCUUUUUUUUUGGAACUACAGAAAGUGAACAAGAUAAUGUUAUAGAGAAUGAUUCAAAUAAAAAAAAUUGUGAUAAUAAUUUAGACAAUACAUAUAAAUGUAUUGAAAUAAAAAAUUUGUUGAAUAUAUCAGAUAAUAUAAAAUCUAUAUUAAAAUAUAUUAUAGGUAUAUGUUAUUUAAAAAAAAAAAAUUUCUCAAUGGCUUCAUAUUGUUUUACAUCAUCUAUAAAAAUUGAUAAUAACAAAUGUGCAUAUAUAUCAAACUCUUCCUUAUUAUUAAUGAAUUAUGUGAAUAAAAUAAUAGAGCAUAAUGAUUUUAUAUAUAUUGAUGAGUUUAAUUUUUUAAAAUACUCCAAUAAUUUUAUAUCCACAAAUGAUUACAAUAAUUUGGAACAUAAUCAAAAUAAUGUGUAUAACAAAAUGGAUAUAAAAAUAGGAGGAUAUCAAAAUGUUAUUCAUAAUAAUGUGAAUAGGGAUUAUAAAAGUAUUGAUUUUUACAAGGAACGUUCCAGAUUAGAUAACAUAACAUAUAAAGAACAAUUAUAUCAUGAAGAAAAUUUACAAGUAGAAAAAAAUUCAAAAACAUAUCAAACAAUAUCCAAUAGUAGUAAUAAUAAUUUUAUAAAUUAUUUAAGAAAAGUACAUAUGAAAGAUAUAAUAAAUUUAACUUUAUUUUAUUAUUAUAAUUAUUUAGAAGGUGGUAUAUUAAAAUGUUCAGAAAACUUAAAUCAGUUAUUAAAUUGUAGUGAUAUUUAUAUAUUAGACAAAAAUGAUAUUUAUGAAUAUGAUGAAUCCCUCGAAUCAGUUAAUAAUGAAAAUAUAUUUGUAAAAAAUAAAAAAUGGAAAGAUAUAUAUUUAAAUAAUAAUAUAAUUUAUUUAUAUUUUGAUUUAUGUGAAUUAUGGUUAAUUCAAGGAAAUUAUCGAGCAAUACUUCUUUUGAAAAUAAUAAAACAUAAAAUAAAUUUUAAUUAUAUAAAUAAAAAAUCUUUAAGUAAAUAUUAUUUUUUAAUUGGUAUAUAUUAUCAUAUAUUACAAAAUAUGAAAAAAGCUUUAAUUUAUUAUCAUAAAAGUUUUCUUAUAUAUAAAAAUAAUAUAAGUAGAUAUUAUUAUACAAUAUGUUGUAUACAUUUAAAAAAAUAUAAUAAGGCAAAACAUAAUUUAAUAUAUUUAUAUAAAAAGUGUAGAAAUGCGUAUGUCAUUAAAUUAUAUAUUUAUUUUUUUGUGCACACAUCGAAUAUAUAUUUGAAUUAUAAUGUAUUAAAUAAGGAGACAAUAAAAAAAAAAGAAAUCAAAAAAAAGGAAAAUAAGAGUGAUAUGUAUAAGAAUGAUAUGAAUAAGAGUGAUAUGAAUAAGAAUGAUAUGAAUAAGAAUGAUAUGAAUAAGAAUGAUAUGAAUAAGAAUGAUACUAACAAUAAUGAUAUCCAUAAUAAUAUAAUAUGCAACCAUGUUGAUGUCCAUAUGAAUGACCAAACAACUAAUGAUGUAAGUUAUCAUAUAGAUAACAAAUUCUGUAAAAGCAAUAAAAGUGAACAUGUAAAAGUUCUACACAACGUGUUACUUAAUAUGAUAGAAAUUAUUAAUAAAAAUGAAAUAAUAUUUGACAAUAAUUUAGAUAUAAUUUUAUUAAAAGCUAAAAUUUAUGAAUUGUUAAUAACAAAAUAUAGUAAUGAAUAUAUUGAAAGGUAUUUUAAAUUAUUAGAUAAUAUAUAUCAAGUAAAAUAUUUUUUUACUAUAAAAAAUAAAUCUCCUAAAUUAUCCUUAGAAUUAAUUAAUAAUUAUAUUGUAUCUAUGUUUUACUGUAAUUAUAAGGAAAAAAGUUUAGAAUUGAUAGUAUUAUUAAAAGAUGAAAUAUUUUGUAAGAUAAAAAGAUUUCAUAAAUAUUAUACAUAUGUCAUAUUAUGUAAGGGCAAACCAUUCUUAUGUAAUAGGAACAAUCUUUUAAACAAAGACACAUUAUAUAAUUCAAGAACAUCUAAAGAAGAGAACCACAUCUACCAUGAUAAAAAUAAUAAGAGAAAAAGUAAUUGUGAUAAUACAACUAAUGGUCAUAAUAAUAAACGAAGAAAAAAUGAAAUACUUGAUAAAGAUUUAAAAAGUGAAGAACAAAAUUGUUAUGAUGAAAAGAAAAAAAAUGAAAUACACAUAAAUGAAAACAUAGACUUUCAUGAGAAUCUUAAAAAUUCAAUAAAUGAAUCGGAAUUAAAAUGUAAACAAAUGCUUAAAAAAAAUAUAAAAAAAUUAAAAUAUAUUAAAGAUAUAUUCAGAUAUCAUCGUAUAUUUCAAAUACAAAAUAAUAUAAUAAAUAAAAAAAAAAAAAAUACAUAUGAAAUAUAUAAUAAAACCAUGAAAAAUGAAAGAUAUAUAAAUCUUAUAAAUUAUCUAAAAAAGGUAUAUAUAACAAUUUGCUUUAACAACAUAAUGUUAUUAGAAAUUGUUGGAUAUAAAUAUAUAAGUAUAAAUAUGUAUAAAAUGUUUACAGAAAUAUAUAUAAAUUAUGAAAGUGCUUUUAUAAGAUUAGCAAAUAUAUAUAUAAAAAAUAAAAACUUUUUAAAAGCUAAACAAAUUAUAGAUAAUGGAUUAGAAAAAAAUCCAAGUUCUAUAAAAUUACAUUUAUUAAAAUCGUAUAUGCAUUUUAAAAGAAAACAUUAUGAUUAUAGUAUAUAUACAUUGGAAAAAUUAAAAAGAGAAGAACAAAAUAAAAAUAUGAACAAAAAUGUGAACAAAAAUAUGAACAGUAAUAUAAAUGUAAAUGUAAAUAUAAAUAAUAUGCAUAAUAAUGAUCAUAUUUUAAUUAAUACAUUCAUAUCUAUAAUUAAGUUUCAUAAAUUAAAAGAAUGCAAAAGCAAAGAAGAAAAAAAUUCUAUGAUAAACGAAAUAUAUAAUAAAAUACAACUAUUAUUAGAAAAGAAAAGUAAUUAUUUUAUAGCUAAUUUAAUUGCAGUUUUAUUAAAUAUAAAUAAUAAAUAUGAUAUAGCUUAUGAAUCCUUUCAAAUAAUAAUUGAUUCUUAUGAAAAAUUAUCUUUUUAUUAUAUAUCAAGUAUAAAAAAUAUUAUUUAUCUUAUGUUUAAUCAUUUAAUAAGAAAUAAUCAUAUAACAAAUAAUAAAUUAUUUCUUAAUAAAUUAAAUUUAUUUUUUAAUUUAAGUAUUAAAUAUGGACUUAACGAUAAAAAAAUUUAUUUGUGUUAUUCAAAUUAUUUACAUGUUAUUGAAAAAUAUGAUGACGCUAUUAAUUUAUUAUAUGCAUGUUAUAAGAAAUGGCCAUAUGAUAUUUCAAUAUUAAAUUCAUUAAUUAUAAUUAUUGAUUCUUGUGUAUCCAAAUAUUUGAGUUACGAAUAUGUAGAUCUUAAAAAUAUUUUUUUUAUGAAAGGAUUAAUACAUUUUUCUUUUCAAGUAAUAUAUACAUUAUUAUAUCUUAAGCAUUUUACUACAACAGCUCCUUUAUUAUCAUCAGAUGAAAAGUAUAAUUACUACAAAGAAGGAGAUUAUAUCAUUGAGAUAAAAAAAAAGAACUUGGAAAUUUUGGCUAGCAGGAAAUAUUUAAUAUCCACAUAUAAAAAGUUUGAAGAAAAAAUCAAACCAUAUAUAGAAACCAGCUUACCAACUAUGUUAAAGCAGAAGAAAUUAUAUGAGAUGAAGAAGGUUAAUAUACAAAAGAAAAUCUAUGAAGAAAAGAAAAGAAAACAAAUGAAUUUAGAAAUGAUGAAGUUAAAAAGUCAAGAAAAUUUGCAUGAAGAAUUAUUAAGAGAUGUAAAUGAAAUAACCUAUCACAUAGCUGAUAAAAUAAAUGUAAGUGAACAAAGAGAUAAUUCUUUUUAUAUUAAUGAUCAUCAAAAUGAUAUUACACAAGAAGCAGAAGAAAUUCAAUUCGAUAGUUUACAUACACCUUCAAAUAAAAAUAUUAUCAGUGUAGAGGAGGAAAAUUCAUCUUUUCAAGAAUCAUCAGAUAAUAGUUCUGAUUUAUUUGAAGAGCCAAGUCCAAAAAAGAGAAAAAAGGUUAUUGAUUAA
Messenger RNA from Plasmodium gaboni, 4947 nucleotides. Its product is annotated as putative tetratricopeptide repeat family protein. Gene Ontology annotation, molecular function: protein binding. The coding region runs from base 1 to 4947 and encodes 1648 amino acids. The transcript is spliced from 2 exons. Lineage: Eukaryota; Apicomplexa; Aconoidasida; Haemosporida; Plasmodiidae. The record is from RefSeq and is a predicted model, not a curated record.